UUCAAAAUGGCUACUCUACUUACCGGCAUGUUUUCCCUGGUUAUCAAAGGCUACUCGCUGACUGACGGUCCCCCGGGCUUCAGCGUGUGGUCGGUGACAGCGUGCGCGGACCGAUGUUUGGCCGACAAGUCUUGUUACGCGUUUUUCCACAACAAGAAGUCAGGACUGUGUCUGUUGCACAACUCUAAACAUGUAACUAAUAGAGAACUAACGCCAACUACUGACAUGCGAUUCUACGUAAUAAACAAAGAUUAUUGUCCAACAGAGAAAGGAUACAGUUAUUCCAGCGAUCCUCCUUUGUGUUACAGACUUGGGCUCCAAAAAUUGAAUCAUAAUGCCGCGAUGGCUGCUUGCCAAAACGAUGGCGGAUUCCUAGUUCGAAUCGACUCGCAGAAAAAACACGACUACGUCGCUCAGCUGCCUCAAGUAAUGUCGGCAUCCUCGCAGCCGUGGAUAGACGGUGGUGACGAUGACAUUGAGAAUGAGUGGAGGUUUACAGACGGGACGUUGAUGACGUACACACACUGGGAAUACACUCAGCCUAACCACGAUGGAGAUUGUGUUCGACUUCGACUUUAUAAUUACAAAGUGGAAUGGUGGGACACACAAUGUAGUUUAAACCAUUUGUUCAUCUGUGAAAUACCCACCGGAUAGACGAUAUUCGCAUACUGGUGAUUUGGAAGUAUUUGUGAUUAAAAGAAUCCUCAACAUAAAAAUAUAUUAAGAGGAAAA
Gigantopelta aegis is the source of this 732-nucleotide messenger RNA. RefSeq names its product galactose-specific lectin nattectin-like. Gene Ontology annotation, biological process: biological process involved in interspecies interaction between organisms. Gene Ontology annotation, molecular function: carbohydrate binding. The transcript has 3 exons. The record is from RefSeq and is a predicted model, not a curated record. Bases 7 to 654 code for a protein of 215 amino acids. Gene Ontology annotation, cellular component: external side of plasma membrane. Lineage: Eukaryota; Metazoa; Mollusca; Gastropoda; Neomphalida; Peltospiridae.